ACUCCAAGUGGAAGGAGCAUGUUACAAAGGGGCAGGAUUGAGCAGAAGAAAGAGGGGAAUUAUCUCCAGCAUCUAGCACCACAGAGCAGAGCCUGUGUGGAGAAUGGCUGAAAAAUCAGAAUUGGUUCUAGAAGUGGUUUCUUCUCCGGUUGUGAGUGUGAGCCCAGCAGCGGCAUGGGCACUGGUGCAGGGGAGCAGGCCUGUGUUUGACACAUGUGUUUCCCAUUGAUAGCUGGAGACAGCCCAGUAGCUGUGCGUUGGCCUGACAAAGCCGUAUUGAAGUACAGACAGAGUACAGUGUCAGAGCAGCCAGAGAAAGAACGGGAAUGCUGUUCAGGAAAUUCUUCAGGCAUGGGCAGGGACUUGGCUGCAAUUCUGCAGUUGGAAAAUCUGACUGGGGCAGCUUCUGAACACAGGCUGGGCCUGCUCACUCUCGGCAGGCCACACCGCCGCCUUGCUGGGAGCGUCUCAGCACACCCUGGAUUGCGAGCAAGUUCCACCCGUUUCCACCGGCCGCUUUGGGAAGCAGACAAGAGAGAUGCCUCAGGAACAGUACACACACCACCGGAGCACCAUGUCCGGCUCCGAGGGGCCACAGGUAUACAAAGUGGGGAUUUACGGCUGGCGGAAGAGAUGCCUGUACUUCUUUGUUCUACUCCUGAUGAUUUUAAUACUGGUGAACUUGGCCAUGACCAUCUGGAUUCUCAAAGUCAUGAACUUCACAAUUGAUGGAAUGGGAAACUUGAGAAUCACAGAAAAAGGUCUAAAGCUCGAAGGAGACUCAGAAUUCUUACAACCUCUCUACGCCAAAGAAAUCCGUUCCCGGCCAGGUAAUGCCCUGUACUUCAAAUCUGCCAGAAAUGUUACAGUGAACAUUCUCAAUGACCAGACUAAAGUGCUAACUCAGCUGAUAACAGGUCCAAAAGCCGUAGAAGCUUAUGGGAAAAAGUUUGAAGUAAAAACCGUCUCUGGCAAAUUGCUCUUCUCAGCAGAUGACAAUGAAGUGGUAGUAGGAGCUGAGCGAUUAAGAGUUUUAGGUGCGGAGGGCACAGUGUUCCCUAAAUCUAUAGAAACACCUAAUGUCAGGGCGGAGCCCUUCAAGGAACUAAGGCUGGAGUCCCCGACCCGUUCUCUGGUGAUGGAGGCCCCAAAAGGAGUAGAAAUUAAUGCAGAAGCCGGCAAUAUGGAAGCCACUUGCAGAACAGAGCUGAGACUAGAGUCCAAAGAUGGAGAGAUUAAGUUAGAUGCUGCGAAAAUCAGACUACCUAGACUGCCUCAUGGAUCGUACACAUCGACAGGAACGAGGCAGAAGGUCUUCGAGAUCUGCGUCUGCGCCAACGGAAGAUUAUUCUUAUCCCAGGCAGGAGCUGGUUCCACUUGUCAGAUAAACACAAGUGUCUGCCUUUGAAAGACUAUCCCGAGUGGACAUCGUAGGCGGCAUAAAGGCCUUUUUUGGCUUUAGACACUGGCUGCCAGCUAUUUUUACUAGAACACAGAAAGCCUAUCAAAGACCUUGUGUGUGUGUGUGUGUGUGUGUG
Loxodonta africana (African savanna elephant) is the source of this 1538-nucleotide messenger RNA. It is a transcript of the gene SGCD, whose product is annotated as sarcoglycan delta. NCBI's taxonomy places the organism in Eukaryota, Metazoa, Chordata, Mammalia, Proboscidea, Elephantidae. Gene Ontology annotation, cellular component: sarcoglycan complex; sarcolemma. The transcript is spliced from 8 exons. The record is from RefSeq and is a predicted model, not a curated record. Gene Ontology annotation, biological process: heart contraction; cardiac muscle tissue development. Bases 539 to 1408 code for a protein of 289 amino acids.